AUGCACCACCUACCAUCGCCCUUCCUCUCACUGAGCACAUCCUUCCGCCGCUCGCGCAACUCCAAAUCACCCAGCGAAGCCUCAAGCCCGCCCAGCUCAACAACAACAUCGCCACCCUCCUCACCCACCUCACGGCACUCGCCACCACAUGGCUCCCCCCACCACCUCUUCAAUCUCACCUUCCACCCCUCCAGAAUCCACUCGCGCACCUCGCGCGAUCAGCAGGAGAGUUUUGCACCCCACACCUCUCAUCCCCACCCCGACCUCCCGCUCCACGAUGCAGCCCGCAACACCGUCAGUGUCCUGCCCUGCGCCGUCUUGCGAGGUCGCUCGUCGAUGAUGGUUGUCCGCCGCAGACCGUCCGCCAUCGAUAUGGCGCUCAGUGAGGAGCAGUCGCGCUGUGACGGGAAUUCCAUUGAGCGGCAGGGGUUGGGUUUGAUGGAGCCAAGACCGGUGGAUCUGCAGGGGCGGGUCGGGGAGGUGCAGCCCCGUUUUGUCAUGGGCGGCAUCUUUGAGGUUAUGGAAGGUCGUGCUUGA
Molecule: messenger RNA, 537 nt
Organism: Penicillium nucicola
Lineage: Eukaryota; Fungi; Ascomycota; Eurotiomycetes; Eurotiales; Aspergillaceae
Exons: 1
Coding region: 1-537 (178 amino acids)
Source: RefSeq, a predicted model, not a curated record